Molecule: messenger RNA, 2553 nt
Organism: Lodderomyces orthopsilosis Co 90-125
Lineage: Eukaryota; Fungi; Ascomycota; Pichiomycetes; Serinales; Debaryomycetaceae
Exons: 1
Coding region: 1-2553 (850 amino acids)
Biological process (GO): cytoskeleton organization; small GTPase-mediated signal transduction
Cellular component (GO): cell division site; cytoplasm; plasma membrane
Molecular function (GO): GTPase activator activity
Source: RefSeq, a predicted model, not a curated record
AUGUCAUUUGCAGAGAAUUUCUGGACUCAGGAUUACAACCUGGGGUUUCAAAUUCUAUUUGGACAGUUAUAUGAAGGGAUACGUGAAAAUGAUGACUUCAUAGACUUAUUCAGAAAAAGAAUGGAGCUGGAGAUGCUAUAUGGUACAUCCCUCAAAUCAAUAUCAACAAACGCAAAGCCCAGUAGUAAACGUCAAACUAAUGACGAUUACGCGUCAACAAUCAAAAAUGUCUACUCGGAAUUGCAUGAUAAUUUCAACAAACAGGGGCAAUCCCACUUGGAAAUUGCAGAAAAUAUUGAGGCAAUGGUUCUCAAUCCAUUUGAAAAAUGGUGUAAGGAGCACGAACAACGAAUUGGAUACUCCACAUCAACCAUCAAUGCGAAAUAUAAAUCGCUAAAGUCAACCCAAGCUCAAGUGGACAAAUUACAAAAGAAGUAUUUUAACAAGUGCAGGAUUUUGGAAGAGUUUAAAAGCCAUUAUUCAGAAGAAGAGUUGAAUGAGGAGAUGAGUGACUCCGAGUUUUACAGGAAAAUCUCAGGAUCAAAAGCAGUAGAAUCCACUGAUGAAGAUGGGGAUGAGGAAGCGGAAACAAGCUUUGAGUUCACUCAUGCAGAAUUUAAUUCUAAGCAAAUGGAAACACUCUUGAAGAAAAUGUUGAUUGGUAUACCUCGUACAGCCCACAAAGUUCCCAUUUUAGGGACAUAUCAAGAUGUGUCAACAGGAAGCUCAAUCACACAAUGGGUGCUCGAUAAUGUACCUGAAGUCGAAAAGAAUCUCGACAAAGCAGAAAAAUUUGGACAAGAUUUGAUAAAGUAUGAAUUUAUUCGCGUAGUUGGGUCAAUGGGAAAAUCAUUUAUUAAUUCGUCUCAAUUUUUUUACCAAUGGAAACAAAAAGCUUUUGAUCUGGCUCAGAUUAUUCCAAACAGUAGCGAUGGUGGUAGUAAUGGAUUUUCAAGAGGUUUUAGCACAUUCAACUUUGAUGAUGUUAAAGAAGCCAUAGGUGUUAGUGGGGUGGACUAUUCCGACAAAUCACAAUAUCCCAGACUACUCAAUGAUGUCAGAUCUUUGGACGCCCUGUACUUUGAAAAAAUUAGAGAGCUUGAUGCAUUGAGAUGUGAGUUUGAAGAACUUGUUAUGGAUCAUUUAACGUUUAUGCAAAAGUGUGAAUUGGAUCGAUUGAAAGCAAUCAAGAAGGUGGCUUUUGACUUCAUAGCAAGCUUCGCGAAUAGGGUCAAGCAAUUGCAAAUGGUCACUGAUGAGUUAGUCUUAUUGGAAGAAACAAUCAAUCCUGUAAGUGACUUGAAGUUCUUGAUUGAGAAUUAUGCUACUGGUUAUUAUAAACCUCAUGUGACAUUGUACGAUAACUAUUAUGACUCCAACCUUAGACAAACGUUUGGCGUUGACUUGAAUGUCAAGUCCAGACUAGACAAAAAGGUAGUUCCAAUCAUUUUGCAAUGCAUUUUGAGCCAUUUAGACCAUACAUACCCUGAUUUGAAGAAUGACGAAGAAAGAAUUAAUCUCUGGACCCAACCUGUGCAUUUAUCAAAUGUCCACAAAUUACGAUCACAACUUAAUGACUUAUCUGACCCAAGUAAGAUAUCCGAAAUACUCAGCCAAUCCAAUCCCGUGGUUAUCACCAACGUGUUGAAGUUGUAUUUAUUGGAGUUGCCAGACUCAUUGAUACCGCAUAACUUUUACGACGUGAUUAAGCUAUUGUAUGUCAACUAUAACGAGGAGUCACAAAAAGCCACUCGUAUCAAUGGUCUUCAAAACGUGUUGUCAGAAUUACCUAAAUGCAACAUAGCCACCCUCGAUGCUUUGUUGACUCAUCUUAAGAGGUUGGUACAAAUCAUUGGAGCAAAAGAUAAGGAAGCUUCAAAAAACUUACAAAAUGCUCUCUGUUUAGAGUUUGGCAAGUUGAUAUUACGUCCAAAAACAAGUACACACUCUGAGCUCUCAAAGAGCAGUUUCAACGAUAAGCAUCCUGUUAGUACCAUGCAAGACUUACUCAAGAAUAAAGAAACAAUUUUUAAUGAACUCAGAAGAAACAGCUCGAAAACGAAAUCCAACAGUGCAGCAAAUAGUCCCAAUGUUAGUCGUACCGGUUCCACAAAGUCUCAGAAAAACACACCUUUCGCACCAAGUGAAUCCUUGGCAGCUAAAUCGAAAUCCCGUUUGGAGUCCAGGUUAAAGAAAGCUGUAAAGCACAGAGAAACUGGCUCCUCUAGCGAUCAGCCAGAGGAGGUUACCGAAUCUGGAGCUACCCCCCAACACAAUGAUAUUGUUCAUAAAGUUCAGACAGAAUCUAGUAGCAAAUCCGACUCGAGAUCACGUUCGGAAACUCCACCUCCAACCCCUGCCAAAUCGCCAAUGUCAUUAAAACGUUCAGUCUCGCCAAAGAAAAAAAGAUUGUCGUCAAUGUUAUUGGAUGACGCUGUAGAAUCAACGCCAAAGACGCCAUCUAAGAGUAGAAGUCAACUGGGUGAUGAAACUGAUAACGAUACGCCAUCCAAGUCAGGAUCCAACGGAAGCUCCAAAGUAAGUAGUAAAUAG